AUGCUACCUACCGCUACCAAGAAGCCACCGUCGAUGAUGGCAUUGACGGCUCGUUUGAAGGAAAUCAAUCUGUCCUUCAACGAUAUUUUGCGGUUUGUGCAAGCGUUUAGAGAAACCAACACCGCUACUGAGGUUGAGGUACGCCUGGGUAAGUUGGAUCAACUUUGGGAAAGUUACAGUGAGGUCUUAGUGGAAAUCUUUGCCCACGAUGACUACAAACCGGAAAGUGCCACGCUAGAGAAGGAGCGUACGGAGUUCAGCGAUCGCUACUAUGAAGCGAAGUCGUUUUUAAUGGACAAGGCCAAGGAUUUCCAGGGAGCACAGGCAUUGGAACAGUCCAUGCGAACAAGUGAUGCUUCGGUGCACGGAUCCGUUGAUCACGUUCGUCUUCCACAGAUCAAACUGCAAACUUUCAACGGUGACAUCGAUGAAUGGCUUAGCAUCCGUGAUUUAUACACGUCACUCAUCCAUUGGAAGGUGGAUCUACCAGAUGUGGAAAAGUUCCACUACUUUAAAGGGUGUCUGCAAGGGGAACCAAGGAACCUGAUCGAUUCUCUACCGAUCACGAAGGCCAACUACCAGGUGGCCUGGGAAUCAUUAUUGCGCCGGUACAAUAACAGCAAGCACUUGAAAAAGCGGCAGGUACAGUCGUUGUUUAAGCUGCCUACGCUCUCCAAAGAAUCUGGAACUGAACUGCACACUCUUGUGGAAGGCUUUGAGAGGAUAGUGCAGACUCUCGAUCAGAUUAUCCAGCCAGCCGAUUAUAAGGAUCUUCUGCUGCUGAAUAUCCUCACUGCUCGACUGGACCCUGUUACACGAAGGGGGUGGGAGGAGCUAUCUGCAACGAAGGAGCAAGAUUUGCUAGCGGAUCUGACUGAAUUUCUGCAUCGUAGGAUCCAGGUAUUGGACUGUCUACCAUCGAGGUCUGUUGACACUAGGGGUGUUCAGCAGACACAAUCACAACAGAAGCAGAAAUCAUCAUCGGUGAAGGCCAGCUAUGGUUCAACCCAAACGUCUGGGGGACGCUGCGUGGUCUGCUCAACAAAUCAUCCGCUUUAUCAGUGCAACGCUUUCCAACGGCUGGAGGUUUCAGACAGAGAUGCUCUUCUGAAGACACACUCGCUCUGCCGGAAUUGUUUCAAGGCCGGACACUUGGCUAGGGAAUGCCAAUCCAAAUAUUCUUGUCGGCACUGUAAGGGUCGCCACCACUCACUGGUAUGUUUCAACCCAAAAGGAGAUGGUGAUAAACGGGUAUCGGCUGCUGCUGGAUGCAACAAACCUUUUCCUCCUGAAGAUCCAUCGAAAUCUCGUUCCAGCCAAGUAGCUAGCAUGACAGCUACGAAUGCAUUGGUGUCUGGUACGGUCCACCAGCAUGCAUCACAGGUACUGUUGGCAACGGCUGUCGUUAUAAUUGAGGAUGACAAUGGCUGUCGCCAUCACGCUCGCGCUCUUCUGGACUCAGGGUCGGAGAGCAAUUUUAUCACUGAGCGAUUGAGUCAGCUGAUGAAGGUAACUCGCGACCGAGUGGAUAUAUCGGUGCUCGGGAUCGGACAAGCGACCAUCAAGGUCAAACAAAGGGUACACGCAUUGGUGCGCUCACGAGUGUCUCAGUUCUCACGUGAACUAGACUUUCUGGUUCUCCCGAAGGUGACGGUGAACCUGCCAACAAUCAGAGUGGAUACGAAUGGAUGGUCGCUUCCAUGCGGAAUUAAACUGGCUGAUCCCGCAUUUUUCGAACCGAACGCAGUGGAUCUCGUUCUCGGUAUCGAACACUUUUUCGAUUUCUUCGAAACUGGUCGAAGAAUGUCCCUGGGAGAAGGUAAUCCAGCUCUCCAUGAGUCCGUAUUUGGAUGGAUAGUAAGCGGUGGUGUCUCUGUUCCAUCUCGCUCUCUCCAAAUCACUUGCAAUGUAUCGACACUGGAUGAGUUAGAUGCAUUGAUCUCUCGUUUCUGGUCCUGUGAGGAGGUUGAGUCAGGCAAGGCUCACUCGCCGGAGGAAACACGGUGUGAAGACAUCUUUGUCUGCACAGUACAACGAGGUUCGGACGGUCGGUACACCGUCUCACUACCGAUGAAUGCCGUCUCACGGUUGGGCGACUCAAGGGACAUCGCAUACCGGCGUCUCCAAGGAACGGAACGCAGACUGGCUAAGGAUUCAUCACUUCGGAAACAAUACAAUGCGUUUAUGGAGGACUACAUCAAGCUCGGUCACAUGCGUGAGGUGGUUGAAACGGAUAUGGAGUUGGAUAAACGGUGCUUCCUCCCACACCAUCCAGUCAUCAAGGAGGCAAGUACCACCACCAAGGUGAGGGUGGUUUUCGACGCGUCGUGCAAGACAUCCAACGGAGUAUCACUCAACGACGUGCUAAUGACAGGGGCAGUCAUUCAGGAGGACCUUCGAUCCAUUACACUCCGCAGUCGGACAAAACAAAUCAUGCUUGUGUCGGACGUUGAGAAAAUGUUCCGACAAAUUCUUGUUCACCUACUGGAACGUGCAUUGCAGUGCAUUCUGUGGCGCUUUUCACCUGCGGAAUGUGUUCAUCUGUACGAGCUCAACACCGUGACAUAUGGUACUACAUCGGCACCUUUCCUGGCGACAAGAACGCUCAAACAGCUAGCCUUGGAUGAAGAGGCACAAUAUCCACUCGCAGCGAGAGCGGUUCUCGAUGACACCUACAUGGACGAUGUCAUUACAGGGGCGGACGACGAAGAAACAGCAACCACAUUGCGGGUACAGCUAAACACAAUGAUGUCAAGUGGUGGAUUCAAGCUGCGGAAAUGGGCUUCGAAUUGCCCAGCGGUGCUGGAAGGCAUUCCGGAGGAAGACCUGGCGAUUCGGUCGUCAGAAGGGAUUGUUUUGGAUCCAGAUCCCUCAAUCAAAACACUGGGGCUAACUUGGAUGCCAGUCUCCGAUACUCUCAAGUACCAGUUUUCAGUUCCUAGUCUGAACCCUGAUACACCGCUCACUAAACGAUACGUGCUGUCAGUAAUUGCCACACUGUUUGACCCUCUGGGGCUGUUGGGAGCUGCCAUAACAUCGGCCAAGAUAUUUAUGCAACAGUUAUGGGCAUUACGUGACGGACAAGGUCAAAGGCUUGAUUAG
Molecule: messenger RNA, 3102 nt
Organism: Ochlerotatus camptorhynchus
Lineage: Eukaryota; Metazoa; Arthropoda; Insecta; Diptera; Culicidae
Exons: 1
Coding region: 1-3102 (1033 amino acids)
Molecular function (GO): zinc ion binding; nucleic acid binding
Source: RefSeq, a predicted model, not a curated record